Messenger RNA from Hemibagrus wyckioides, 4963 nucleotides. RefSeq names its product N-deacetylase/N-sulfotransferase (heparan glucosaminyl) 2a (gene ndst2a). Gene Ontology annotation, molecular function: heparan sulfate N-sulfotransferase activity; deacetylase activity. NCBI's taxonomy places the organism in Eukaryota, Metazoa, Chordata, Actinopteri, Siluriformes, Bagridae. The record is from RefSeq and is a predicted model, not a curated record. Gene Ontology annotation, cellular component: Golgi apparatus. The transcript is spliced from 20 exons. The coding region runs from base 1300 to 3966 and encodes 888 amino acids.
ACACAGCCGAAUGAAGAUGGCGGAUUUGUAGACGAUGCUGUCAACAAGACUUUGAAUUAGCAGCUCUUUCAAAACUUACUCGCGACUCAGAUAUUCAUUUUUUUUGGAUGGUCGGGCUCCUGAUGAAGUCUUCUUGAUGCUGACGUUACAAUGGAGAUUCUUCAGCUUCUAACAGAGCCUUUCAGCUGCACUGCACACAGAGACUUGGCUAAUCUCUGAAGGGUUUAGUUUUGGGGCUCUGCGCUAAUCUGAAACGUGGAUUUAUUGCACAUUUUUACACAAUUAGAGGAGAAGCGAACGGAUUAAGUGACUGACCGAAAGAAAGCCCCGUCCACAGCAAGAAACUCCCAAUGAUCAACUUGGCAUUCACCAGGGCCUUGCAUGAGCAUCGUCAUCAGAGUUGAAUCAUUAACCACAGAAGUUUACGUUUCUUAACGUUAUUCGGACUGUGGCCCAGAGGAGGAUUUCACCCUGAUGUGCACUGAAGUCAACUCUACACAGUGUACCAAGGAGGACAGAACCAAAUUCUUAUACUGAUGCACCAUCCUUCAAGUUUGUUUUUGUCUGCCCGAGUUGCUCAGAAGGGCCUUCCGUAUGUUUCCUGUGCUGCCAGUGUGUGAUGUACAGAUUCUCCGUCAUGGCGAACUUCCUGGAGAUCUACUUAUAGUAAAGACUAACUGGAUAAGACAUUUGGAGUCGGGUGAGGGGAUUACAUAUUCCUAGCAUGGCCAGGCUGGAUUUCUGCAGGGGGUGCUGUUCGCCGUCCUGCCCCUGUGGUGGUCAUCCUCAGAGAAGCCAUUGCUGAGAGCUGCAAACGGCGUCGGACGCACUUCUCGGUUACCAGUAAUAAAGAAGGCUGUGUCGCAUAGAAUCGCACAGGUUUGUGAAAGCGUAAAGGCAUGAGGGAAAGAGGAGAGAGACAGCUGAUCCUUUGAGGAGAGGAUCGUCGUUACAAGCAAGAUCAAGAAACUCAAUCGUCUAAAGUCAAGCUGUGAAGGAAGCCAGUGCACUGUGUUGGAUAAAGACUGUACCAUUUGUAGUCUAAAGCAACCUGUUUGCGAAGCAGACACAUUGAGUUGAGGCGGCCAGAGACUGAGUUUACAGCAGGAGGCUAGUCAUGGGCUAUGGGGGCCAUGGUGACUUAACGUAAAUGGCUCCUCUUUGCUCAAAGUGUGUACCAGUGUGUGCUGCUCAACCCUUUUCUUUCUUUCUCUUUUCCCCCCUCUAUCCCUUCUUCUUUUGGCUGCGAAGGUCUGCUCACCCCAAUUGCUCGCUGGCUCCUGCACUCCCUCUGUGGCGAUGGGGCUGUGGAAGCUCCUGCGGGGCAUCAGGCAGCUGGAGCUCCACCGCCUCAUCCUGGUGCUCAUUGUCUUUUGCCUGCUGUCUAUGGCACUCCUGGCUUACUAUGUCAGCAACAGCCCCAAGAUAAAGGAGGCACCUCCAAUGCCCUUCAGUGACUGUGGUGAAGUGGGCGCUGCAGGGGAUGGCCUGCAGCGGGUGCCACUGUUCCUGCCCCCGUCUAAUGGCCGUCAGCGGACUGUCAAAACCGUAGACAACUCUCGCACAGAACCUGUUGUUCUAGUAUUUGUAGAGAGCAUCUACUCCCAGCUGGGACAGGAGAUCGUGGCCAUCCUGGAGUCCAGUCGCUUCCGUUACCACACAGAGAUUGCCCCUAGCAAGGGCGACAUGCCCACAUUGAUGGAACGUGACCGGGGCCGCUAUGCUCUAGUCAUCUACGAGAAUGUCCUUAAAUACGUCAACUUGGACGCAUGGAACCGAGACCUUCUUGAUAAGUAUUGUUCAGAGUUUGGUGUGGGUAUUAUCGGCUUCUUUAAAGCCAACGAGAACUCGCUGCUUAGCGCUCAACUUAAGGGCUUUCCUCUUUUCCUGCACUCUAACUUGGGCCUGCGGGAUUACAGAAUCAACCCUGUGGCCCCGCUGCUCUAUGUCACCAAGCCCAACGAAGUGGAACAAGGUCCGCUGCCAGGUGACGACUGGACUGUUUUCCAAUCUAACCACAGUACCUACGAACCUGUUCUGCUAGCCAGCACCAAGUCAUCAGAGGCCCUAUCUCACCUCGGCCCCCAUCGAGUCCUACAUGCCACCGUAGUGCAGGACCUGGGCCUUCAUGAUGGAAUUCAGAGAGUUUUGUUUGGCAACAACCUCUCAUUUUGGCUGCACAAGUUGAUUUUUGUAGAUGCUAUCGCUUAUCUAACUGGAAAGAGACUAUGCCUGUCUCUGGAGAGACACAUACUAGUGGAUGUGGACGACAUCUUUGUGGGGAAGGAAGGAACGCGCAUGAAGGUGUCCGACGUGAAGGCUCUCCUGAACACGCAAACCAAACUACGAACACUAGUCCCAAACUUCACCUUCAACCUCGGCUUCUCUGGAAAGUUCUACCAUGCAGGGACUGAAGAGGAGGAUGAGGGUGAUGACAUGUUGCUUCAGCACAAGGAGGAGUUCUGGUGGUUUCCUCACAUGUGGAGUCACAUGCAGCCGCACCUCUUUCACAACGUCAGCGUGUUGUCUGAGCAGAUGAGGCUUAACAAACUCUUUGCACAGGAGCAUGGCAUCCCCACAGAUAUGGGCUAUGCCGUGUCACCACACCACUCCGGGGUCUACCCUGUACACAGCCAACUCUACGAGGCCUGGAAGAACAUCUGGGGGAUUCGGGUUACGAGCACAGAAGAGUAUCCACACCUGAGACCGGCUCGUCAUCGCAGGGGUUUCAUACACAACGAUAUACAGGUGUUGCCCAGGCAGACGUGCGGUCUCUUCACACACACUAUCUUUUAUAAUGAGUACCCCGGAGGCUCUCGCGAACUGGACAAAAGCAUCCGCGGAGGAGAGCUCUUCCUUACUGUUCUUCUCAACCCAAUCAGCAUCUUCAUGACUCAUCUGUCUAACUAUGGAAAUGACCGCCUGGGCUUGUACACCUUUGAGAGUCUAGUAAAAUUUGUGCAGUGCUGGACCAACUUACGACUUCAGACUCUGCCUCCUCUGGCGCUGGCAGAAAAGUACUUCCAGAUCUUUCCAGAGGAGAGGGACCCACUGUGGCAGAACCCCUGUCAUGAUAAGAGACAUAAAGACAUCUGGUCUAAAGAGAAGACUUGUGAUCGUCUGCCCAAAUUUCUUGUUAUUGGCCCCCAGAAAACAGGAACCACAGCCCUGCACUCUUUCCUCACCCUGCACCCAGCCAUCACUAGCAGUUUCCCUAGCCCUGUCACUUUUGAGGAGAUCCAGUUUUUCAAUGGUCCUAACUACCAUAAAGGCAUUGACUGGUACAUGGACUUCUUCCCCUUCCCUUCGAAUGCAAGCACAGACUUCAUGUUUGAGAAAAGUGCUAACUACUUUGAUACAGAGAUGGUCCCCAAGAGGGUUGCAGCCUUAUUGCCCAGGGCCAAGAUCAUCGCAGUGCUCAUCAACCCAGCUGACAGAGCCUACUCCUGGUACCAGCACCAGCGGGCUCAUCAAGACCCAUCUGCUAUAAACUACACCUUCCAUGAGGUGGUGACGGCCAAAUCUUCAUCUUCUAAAGAGCUCCUAGUGCUCCAGAACCGUAGCCUUAAACCUGGAGAGUACGCCACUCACCUGGAGCGCUGGCUACAGCACUUUCAGUCCAAACAGCUACAUAUAGUCGAUGGUACUAUACUGCGCACCAAUCCAGCCCUGGUGAUGGAGGGCAUCCAGAGGUUUCUAGGAGUCACCCCUGUCUUUAACUACACCCAGGCUCUCACGUUUGAUGAGGGUAAAGGGUUCUGGUGCCAGAGGACAGAGGGAAGUCGUCCUAAGUGUCUGGGGAAGAGCAAAGGGAGGAAAUAUCCAGAAAUGGCUCCUGAGACGCAUGCUUUUCUAAAGGAGUAUUACCGGGAGCACAACUUGGAGCUACUGCGGCUGCUGAACCGCCUCGGCCUGACUCUUCCCUCUUGGCUUAGAGAGGAGUUACAGAGCAGUAGUUGGAGCUGAGAGAAUCCUGCUGUACACAAACCCACUCACCACAUAGGAGCCUGAGGAACGACAGAGGCAUAUACUCAGGGCUGAGUCAAACCCUGCUACUCCUCGCAACACUAUAGGAACAGCCACCCUAUAGCGACUUUGAGCCGCGGUGUGUGAUCAUGGCUACACGGGGAAUACGUGGACUGCCUCAGUUAGCCCCUCCCCUCGGCAUGACGUUAACACACGGUCUUAUUGGUCCUGUUGGACUUGGAAAGAUGAGGGAGAAUGCUGGUAAUCCUUCACUCUAUGGAUGCAGCUUUGUUUUUACUUAAUCCAGAUCUUUCUCACCAGGAGUUGGGUACGCCAAAAGUGUGGGUCGCAUGAAUGAACUCGUGAAUUAUCCAUGCUCACACUAGCCUUGCUCAUCUCUUCAGAGGAAUGAUUGUAAAACAUUGUACAUUUUAAAGUGUUGUAUAUUUUGGGUCUGAUGGGAUUUUGAUGGAAUGAACAUGAUCUCAGCCAUGACGUUAAUUGUAUAGGACAGUGAUGAGUUUAAGCAGGGCAUGUUAAAAAGCGCCAGUCUGCAGCUCCUCUCUUCUCCUCAUUAUACGGACUAUGCACCAGGAGGCGAUUAGAACUUAUGCAAGAAGUUGAUGUGAUGUCUCGUGUCCCAUCGUAACGCUGACUAGAGAUCUGUCUUAGUUGAAUUGUGAGUUUUCAGCAACUCACCACAUUUAAAACAUGCACUUUUUAAAAAAUAAUAGUCUUUUUUUUUUUUUCCCCCCUUGAUUCCAAAUGUACACUAUGUGACCAGUGUGCUUCAGGCAAAUGUCAAGACUGUCCUCUUCUGUGUAAGGAGCUCUGAGUGGAGAGAUAAGGAGAGAGAGAGAGGAGAAGGGCUGCAUUAUGAACCUGUGGUAUGCCCUGCUAAGAUGAGUUACUGUCUACUUUUAUUUUUUAUUUUGUAAAAAAAAAAAAAAAACCUUUCAAAACACCCAACACUGUAUCAUCUCUAAUAAACUCUUAG